This is a messenger RNA of Alternaria rosae, 1426 nucleotides long. RefSeq names its product S-methyl-5'-thioadenosine phosphorylase. Gene Ontology annotation, cellular component: cytosol. Gene Ontology annotation, molecular function: S-methyl-5-thioadenosine phosphorylase activity. Gene Ontology annotation, biological process: nucleoside metabolic process. The transcript has 2 exons. Lineage: Eukaryota; Fungi; Ascomycota; Dothideomycetes; Pleosporales; Pleosporaceae. The record is from RefSeq and is a predicted model, not a curated record. Bases 42 to 1076 code for a protein of 344 amino acids.
CCCGCCAUGGCAGAAAUUGUUAUCGCGACACCCUUCAGUGCAUGUUUUCACGCGUCAAACUCUUUUCCAGCAGCUACAAACCUCAAUUUCAACCUCUCAAUCUCUUUAGACGCGUUUCAAUCCCAUAUCGCAAGAUGGCUGGCGUUCCUAGCACUUACGAUGCGCCCGUCCAUAUUGCCGUCAUAGGCGGCACUGGCAUUUCCUCUCUGCCAGGCUUCACCCUCGCCGCGACUCUCGAUGUCGAUACACCAUGGGGCAAGCCAUCAUCCCCCAUCUCCAUCCUACAACAUCCAUCACCUUCGACCGGCAAGCCCAUUCCUAUCGCGUUCAUCUCGCGACAUGGCCUUCACCACGAACUUGCGCCGCAUGAGGUCAAGAACCAGGCCAACAUAGCCGCGCUGCGACACAUCGGUGUGCGCACCAUCAUCGCCUUCUCCGCCGUUGGAUCGCUGCAAGAAGAAGUACGACCGCGCGACUUUGUCAUCCCCGACCAAAUCAUCGACCGUACAAAGGGCAUCCGACCGUUCACCUUCUUCGAGGGCGGCAUGGUUGGACACGUCGGCUUUGGCGACCCCUUCGAUAAGCAACUCUCCAAGAUCGUUAGCCAGUGCGGACACGCGCUGGAGGGAGACGGCAUCACACUUCACGAGAAGGGACUCCUCAUCUGCAUGGAGGGGCCGCAAUUCAGCACACGCGCAGAGUCGAACCUGUACCGUUCGUGGGGUGGCAGCGUCAUCAACAUGUCUGCUCUGCCCGAGGCAAAGCUCGCGCGCGAGGCUGAGAUCGGAUACCAGAUGAUUUGCAUGGCAACAGACUACGACUGCUGGAGGGGCGACGGCUCAGAGGACGUCAAUGUAGAGAUGGUCAUGGCACACAUGAAGGCAAACGCCGAGAACGCCAGGCGGUUCGUUGGCGCGGUGCUGAACGAGCUCAGCAAGGAGGAGCACACGGAACAGGUGCUUGCUAAGCAUCUCGAUGGACAGAUGAGAUUCGCAGGCGCCAUGACGAAGAAGGAGGGACGCGGGUCAGAGGCCGAGAAGAAGCUUCAAUGGCUCUUCCCUGGCUACUUCGACUGAACGACAUCUGCCAGCAAGCGUGCCAUUGACAAAGGCGCAUGACAUGUGACUACGAUGUACUCCGAUAUUAGGAACGCGGAGAUACCUACCCCGAUCAAGAACCUGUGCAUGCGCCCGACGACUGACCAAGGUUCUGGAGGUAAGAUGCAGCCAGAGACGCCUAUUACGGCAGGUCGAUAGCAAUGGUUACUCCAAAACUCCAAACAGACCUCCAUGUUUACAUCAUGGAACAUAUGCAUUAGCGGUAUCGAUAACUAUCCGUCGCCAGCAGCCCGUUAGACAUCCGCGGGCACUUGUCAAGCUCGAUCUCACGAUUCUUUCCCUUAGCACCUUCCUUUCUCGUCUAUGAU